Messenger RNA from Talpa occidentalis (Iberian mole), 7924 nucleotides. RefSeq names its product zw10 kinetochore protein (gene ZW10). The transcript is spliced from 16 exons. Gene Ontology annotation, cellular component: nucleus; RZZ complex; chromosome, centromeric region. The record is from RefSeq and is a predicted model, not a curated record. The coding region runs from base 200 to 2440 and encodes 746 amino acids. NCBI's taxonomy places the organism in Eukaryota, Metazoa, Chordata, Mammalia, Eulipotyphla, Talpidae. Gene Ontology annotation, biological process: mitotic cell cycle; mitotic spindle assembly checkpoint signaling; endoplasmic reticulum to Golgi vesicle-mediated transport.
GUGGUCCCCAGGAAAGGGGGAGGUUCCAGGUUCCCUGCCCCACCCAAGGAAGGGUGGAGCUGAGCAGGAGGAGAAGAAGCUGCAGAAGAGACUGAGGAAGGAAGCAGGAUGGAGCAAGGAGACCUGGAGGAGGCGCAUGGAGCCUAGAGACACGUGAAGAAACUGCGCUUGUCUUUUGGUCGUGGACUAGGUGACACAGAUGUGGGGUGAAGUAUGCAGUUUGAUCAGCAAGAAGUAUAGUGAAUUCUUGCCUAGCAUGCAGAGUGCACAGGACCUGGUUACACAGGUGGAUAAACUGUCUGAAGACAUUGACCUGCUGAAAUCCAGGAUAGAGAGAGAGGUCCGCAGAGAUCUUCAUGUAUCAACUGCUGAAUUUACAGACUUGAAGCACCAGUUGGAAAGAGACUCAGUAGUCCUAAGUUUGCUUAAACAGCUGCAAGAGUUUUCUACGGCUAUUGAAGAGUAUAAUUGUGCAUUAACAGAGAAGAAGUAUGUCUCUGCUGCUCAGCAUCUAGAAGAGGCACAAAAAUGUUUGAAGUUAGUAAAAUCUAGAAAAUGCUUUGAUUUAAAAAUCUUGAAAUCUCUCAGCAUGGAGUUCACUAUACAGAAACAGAACAUACUUUAUCACCUUGGAGAAGAGUGGCAGAAACUGAUUGUAUGGAAGUUCCCACCAUCAAAAGAUACCAACAACUUGGAAUCUUGCCUACAAACAGAACUUCAUUUAUAUACGGAGCAAUCUCAAAAAGAAGAGAAGACUCCUGUGCCUCCAAUUAGUUCUGUUCUUUUGGCAUUUUCUAUUCUUGGGGAGCUACAUACCAAGCUUAAAUCAUUUGGUCAAAUGCUGCUGAAGUAUAUCCUUAGGCCUCUGACCUCUUGCCCAUCCCUUUAUGCUGUGAUAGAAACUCAGCCCAAUAUCAUUACCAUUCAUUUUGAAUCUGUGAUGACUGACUUAGAACAUCCACCACCAUCUGAAGUUUUUUCAAAGAUAAGACUGGUACUGGAAGUGCUACAGAAGCAACUUCUAGAUUUACCUCUUAAUAAUGACCUAGAAAAUGAAAAAACACCUAAGAUCACUUUGGCUGAGAUGCUUGGUGACAUGAUCUGGGAGGACUUGUCUGAGUGCCUCAUUAAAAACUGUUUGGUUUAUUCUAUCCCAACAAAUAGCAGCAAGUUACAGCAGUAUGAAGAGAUCAUACAGUCCACUGAAGAAUUUGAAAGUGCCCUAAAGGAGAUGAAAUUUUUAAAAGGAGAUACUACUGAUUUGCUAAAAUAUGCCCGAAAUGUCAAUUGUCAUUUUGCUAACAAGAAGUGUCAGGAUGUGAUUGUGACAGCUAGAAACCUAAUGACCUCUGAAAUUCACAAUACUGUGAAGAUUACUCCUGAUUGUAAGAUAACUGUACCAGACUUACCCAGUCCUGAUGAAGAUAACAAGCUAGAAGUACAGAAAGUGUCCACAACUCAGUAUAACAAAGUUAUGAAUUUAGAACCUGAAAAUACAUUGGACCAACAUUCCUUUUCUUUGCCAACAUGCCGCAUCAGUGAAUCUGUAAAGAAGUUAAUGGAACUUGCUUAUCAGACUUUACUAGAGGCAACAACCAGCAGUGAUCAGUGUGCUGUUCAACUUUUCUACUCUGUGAGGAAUAUCUUCCAUUUGUUCCAUGAUGUCGUACCAACGUAUCACAAGGAGAACCUUCAAAAAUUGCCCCAGUUGGCUGCCAUUCACCACAACAACUGCAUGUAUAUUGCUCAUCACUUGCUGACCCUGGGACAUCAGUUCAGAUUACGACUUGCCCCCAUUCUUUGUGAUGGCACAACUACUUUUGUGGAUCUUGUUCCUAGCUUCAGGAGACUUGGGACAGAGUGUUUUUUGGCUCAAAUGCGAGCACAGAAAGGAGAACUACUGGAAAGAUUAUCAAGUGCUAGAAAUUUUUCAAACAUGGACGAUGAAGAGAAUUAUUCUGCAGCAAGUAAAGCAGUCCGGCAGGUACUACACCAACUAAAGAGACUUGGAAUUGUGUGGCAGGAUGUCCUGCCAGUGAAUAUAUAUUGCAAGACUAUGGGAACUUUACUCAAUACAGCAAUUUCUGAGAUCAUUGGAAGGAUCACUGCCCUAGAGGACAUCUCCACUGAAGAUGGUGAUAGAUUAUAUUCCUUAUGUAAAACAGUGAUGGAUGAAGGACCCCAAGUAUUUGCACCUUUGUCUGAAGAAAGCAAGAACAAAAAAUAUCAAGAAGAAGUUCCAGUCUACGUGCCAAAAUGGAUGUCAUUCAAAGAGCUGAUUAUGAUGCUACAAGCCAGCCUGCAAGAAAUUGGGGAUCGGUGGGCAGAUGGAAAAGGGCCCUUGGCAGCUGCAUUCUCAUCCAGUGAAGUAAAAGCUUUAAUUCGUGCCUUGUUCCAGAACACAGAAAGAAGAGCGGCUGCCCUUGCUAAGAUUAAAUAGCUCCAUCUUCCUGAGAAAGCUAUGUCUUAACUAUUUGGAUUUCUCUCUUCGCAUACUUAUUCCUUUAAAGACUUCACCAAAACCAGUGGCUUAAUACCCACUGGUUUUGGCCUAUUACCUAUUGGUUUUGGUGAACCAAUUCAUCAUGGAAGUUUGAUUUCACCUAAGAACACCUUACGUCCUGGGCUGGAUGAAGCUUUGUUGAAGAACUGGAUGUUGAGAUGUCAAGUGAAGUACCUCAAUUUGUUGACUUUCUAGCACCCUUUCUUGAUAAGAAACUAUAAAGCAACGUUAUUUCAUGUUGCUUCCAGGGCCCUCUGGGAACUGUAUUUAUCAUAAAUGUAGGCCCUGACUUCAGAUCAAGGAAUCUAGGAGAUUCCAAGAGUCGGGGAAAAGAAUUUAUAAGCAAAUGGGAGAUAUAUUUUGGGGAAUUGGAUGUGGGUAGUAGCUCAACCACAUUUGGCCUUGUCGGACACAAAGAGACUUCCUUUAAUAUUUCUUUCCAAUAAAUAAUGCUUUCCAGAGUUAAAGGUGAGUGUUUUUAAUGACACAGGAGCUUUGACAAAGAGACCAGGUUUUAGCUUCUAUGUUAUUUUUUUAUUGACGUGGAUUAACCUUCUAGAGGACUCAUUGACUGGUUGUCUUUUUUCACAUCACUACUUAAUUUCUCAGAAUUUGUAGGACUUCUAAAACUUUUUAAAGGAUAGAGCUUGCGGGUUUUUGCUGUUUCAACUAGAAUCUGUUUUCUUGCUUAGAUAUUUUUUGCCUUCUCAGGUUCCCAUUUCUGUACCUUAAUAAAUGACAAAGGAUUUAAAUUACUAUUGUAUCUUUAGCAUGUGUGUGCCAUGAGAAGCUAACUCUGAGCUCUAUAGCCUAAUCCUUUAUUUGGUGGACGUAGGUAAUCCUUCAGCAACAUUUUGUGUGUUUCAUUCUUUGCAGGCUUUGGAAGUAUGUAUUAAGGUUCUCCUCUACCUCUGCAGGACUCUGGGUCGUAUCUCUUCAUACUGGAUUAUGUAUGGCUUCCUCUGAAAAGAGGCUAAGUGUUUUGCCCUUUAUGUACUUUUGAGGCAAGUAAUCUGUAAAGGAAUUUUUCAGUGCAGUGGGCUUGCUUUAGUCUCCUGGCAUCCGUAGUGCAAACUUUUUCCUCUUGCCUUCAAGUGUUCUUCCUUACUCUCUCAUUCUUAGUCAAUCUGGUUAGUUUUUCUUUUUCCAUUUAGGGGUCUUAGAAGAACUAAUAAGAAAGAAGAAGACUGGUUUUCUUUUUAUGAUUCAGCUGUGGUUAAUGACAAGCUAUUUGUCUGUAAUCAGUACAUCCUACCAUGAAAAGUCACAGAAAAAAGAAUCAUCUAACUCAACUUUAGUAUUGUGAGAACAAAGAAGUUGUCUUUCUUCAAAGAGAAGGAAUGGGCCAUUUCAUAGAUGAAAGAAAUACUGUUUUUGAAAAUUCACACAAUUUCAGGUAGCAUUCUUUUCUCAGCAAUUGAGAGGCUGGGGAACUAAGGACAGAACUGAAAUAAAUGCAUCAUAGGACUAUUACAUAGAACAGCCAAUUUCUUUUGUUCAAGAAGCUAUUCCUGUUACUUGACAGGUACAGCAAUUUGGAGGUGGGAUCCCUUAUAACUGAAUAGCAUGCUCCUCCUUCCUACCCUCAGUAGCACAGGAAACUGCAUUACAGUUCUGAGGCAGUUUAGAUUCUGUCUCUUGGGACUAUUUUCUCUAAUGAAUAGUUUGAAUACCUUGGCACACGGAGCAGCAGACUCCAUCCUCUUUCCUGGCCAAAGCCACAGAUGUAAAUGAUUAAGUGGACAUUCAUUCGAGUUAGGAGUGAGCCAUCUGAUUGAGCACAGAGGCAUUUGGUCUGGCAGCUUUUACAGGGACCUUUAAAACCUGAAUAAGAAUGGGAAUAGAACCUUCUUCCUUUAGAAAGAACAUGUAGAUUAUGGGAAAAGGAAUUUAAGAGGAUUAAGUGUAGUGACUCUCUGGGCCAACUCAAAGAGACCUCUUCCCAAAUAACAGCUAGAACUGUACAAGUGACUUUUAGAAAUAAAAUGCAAUAAUGAAGCCUCAAGAUUUCAGCAAAUAGGAGAUUUUUGUUAAAAAGGCAAAUUGGCAAACCUAAAUCUAUAAGCUGACUUGACAGUGUUGGUGACCUGCUCCAUGGUCAGCUUUGCACUUGGAUUUCUCUCUGAAAUGGAGAGCCUCCAGAUGGCACUCUUUGCUCAGGUCUGCGUGCAUCACAAGGUACCUGGAUCUGGUGUGUGGAAAUGGAAGACAGGCAGCUUAUCUGUUUUAUACUGGGCUUAUCUUCUGGUGUUGGUCAGCCAGAUUCUGAAUAGUAUCUAUACUAAUAGCUGCAACAUGUUGCUGAACAAUCAUUUGUGAGUUGGUCACUGGCAUUUAUAAGUAAUACUGUUUUUUUUUCUUAAAAGAUUUAUUUAUUUAUGCGUACAAGAGCUGGGGCACAGACCAGAGGUGUGGGGGGCAAGAGGACCCGCGAGAGACAGAGUGGGGAACAGAACAGGAAGAUGAACUGAAAUACACUGCUGAGAGGAGCAGUGGGUGAGACAGGAGAGGUCUGCUGUGCCAUAGGGUCACUUCCCUGGCAUGGGAUCGAACUCGUGUUGCAGUGGCUGUGGACAGUUUCAUAGGUGGCAUCCCAACCCCUGCGCCACCAGGAAGGCCCAAGUAACACUGUUUUUGCUAUCACUUAAGGCAAUGAUUCUCAGCCUUUUGUAGGGUUUCAUUUUGUUGCUUAUCUGAUUUUGCCUAUGUUCUGAAAAUUUUGAGUGGUGUGCACACACACAUCCCCCUAGGAUAUUUACGUGAUAAAGAAACUGGCCCAAAGACAUAAUUUUUCCAAGUUCCAUAGCUAGUUUGUGCCAUAUAUAAAUGGAGGUACAUAUCGGUGUAACUUUUCAGCAAAGGGAGAUAACUGUAAAUGCAUGCAGGUAGGGAUAAGGUUACUGGAAGUGGUCUCCCAUGCAAAAAGUCUUGGUGUGAAAUAGUUCUUUAAAACUGGGUUUUGAUGUCCACAUUCUUCCUAAUCAGACAGCUGAGUUGGAACAUUUGUUUUGUGAUAACUUCCUCCCCCAAACUUGCAUUUUUCUAAAGUAUAAAGUUUCCUGAAAACUAUAAAGCCCCAGUUUGGGGUGUUUCCAAUUAUCAUGCAUUAGACAGUAAUUACUCACUUUGUCAUGAGUUUGGUUAAGAAUUUUAUGAUGUUACAUGAUAUACUGAAAAGAUAGCCUUAGAUGUCUCAAAAUCAAGUUAUGAAAUCUCUGCCUAGAGGUUGGGGAGGAGGGCAAUAAUUUCUGAUGAGCUAUGUUUCAGUUCUUUACUCCUCCUCAGAAAUCAGAUGCCCUAGAUUUCUUGUUUAGUGCAAGAGAGUGGAGUGGGAGUAUGAUGGGUCUUAACUACUCUAACUAUUGAAGAAGACACUUCUACCAAAGCCAAAAACACCUCUCCCUUGCUUGUCACAUCCUUGUAAACAGUUACAAAAACUUCUACAUUCAUUCUACUUACUAUUGGGUGCUGGGAGAAGCAGCUCCCUCCCCACAAAAGAAAUUUCUUGGCCGCGAGUGAUUUGAAUUCUAUUCACAAAGACAGGUAAUAAACACAAAUAAAGUAAAUUAGAUUGUAUGUUUGAAGGAAUAAGUGCUAUGAAAAAAAAUAAACUUUCGGUGAUAAAUACUAACUCCACUAGAGUUAUAAAGGAAGGGAAAGAGGAGCGAGCUACCAUUCUAAAUAGGAUGGUCGGACUACACCUCUUUUAGAAGAUGAGUGAUCUAUGUGGAUGUCUGGGUGCAGAGAACUGAAGAGAGACCAGCCCUUGCAAAGCCCUGCGGUGGGAGGAAUAUGCCUGGUGAACUCAAGGAAUAGCAGAGUGUAGGAGUAGGAGAGGGUAGGAGGGAAGGAGGCUAGAGAAAUAGUGGAAAAAGGGGGGCAUAAUUGUGUAGGCCAUUAUAAAAUUUUGGUUUCUUUUUACUGAGUCAAGUGGAAAAUCAUUAAUAGCUUAAAAAGCAAAAAAUGGAAAAAUAUAAAAAUAUGAUGAACUCCUAGGCACCUACCAGCCAUCUUCAAUAAUUACGAUCAGAGUCUUCUGUCAUCCAUAUACCCCGUCCUGUUUUCCUCCUUCUUGUUCCCAUAAACAUACUAGAUUAUUGAGGCAAAUGCCAGACAGCCUGAAAUUUCGAACCCAGGACUCAUUCUUAUGAAAAGUCUGAAUUUUGAUUUCUUUUGAAGCCUUUUCUAUUUGCGUUCUGUUUUUAAGCUUUUGUCAUUCCCCUCUCUGACUGUAAGAGUUGUCCUCUAGCUGCCUGCCUCCCUCCCUUUCCCCCCAAUCAAUUCUCCACUCAGGCUCACCCUAUAUCCACUCCACUUUCAUUCCCUGAACACUGGGUAUUAAAUAACAAACACCUCAUAGGUAACUGACAUGUCACUCUGGCCUGUACUUCCUCCUUGGAUCUCUUUUGCCUCUGCCCAGCCACUUGCUUCAACUAACCCAAUCCUUGGAUGUUUCUGAGUGUUCAAAAGGUACCCAGAAAAGACUUCUUGCUAAUUGUUUCAUCAGGAAGACUAUCCCUGCCACUCUAGCCCCAGAUUCUCCUGGGUUCCUUUUAUGGGGAAUUCUAGGAGUGUGGCGACCCAGCACCAGCUGUUAGGUCCUAGGGCUGGGUGUUGGCUGGAGUCUGGAACUGGUUUAAGGCAGGGCAGCUUCCUCCUCUAAGGUUGUUUUGGGUCAAGUGGCAUUGGAGGUAAAGCAGCUCCAGGCUGGUUUCUGUCUCCCAUUCUUAUUUUCUGACUUCAGAAUUGCUGCUUUAUUUAUUUAUUAUUUUAAAGAUUGAUUUAUUUUUAUACAAGAACCACGGUACAAGCCAGAUGCGCGGGAGGGUGAGAGGAUUCACCAGAGACAGAGCAGGGAGCAGAACGAGCAGACUGACUGAAAUACACUGCUGAGGGGAGCAGUGGGCAUGACAGGAGAGGUCUGUGUGCCAUGUGGGAUUCUCGCCUGCAGGCCAGGAUCGAACCCGCACUGCAGAGGCUGUGAACAGGCUGUGCCUCAACCCACUGAGCCAGCGGGGAGGCCCAGAAUUGCUGCUUUAAAAGAACAUGAAUUGUUUUCACUUUCAUGAAGUGUUCCAUUUCUGCUUGAUUACCAUGCUAUAUGAUAACUGUGCAUACUAUUAAAUAUAUCAGGCUAACCUGGUUAUAAAUUUCACUUAAUUUCAGUACUAAGCUCUGUUUCUAAAUGUGUAGUUUAGUUUGCCAUAUCUAUCUACAUUUGUAUUACUUAAAUCUAAAAAAUUAGAACUUCUUGCUCACUAAUAUCUGUUUAAAGAUAUAAAAUUAAUAACAACCAUCUAAAAUAUCAGGUCUGUUCUCUCCCUUUUAAAAAUUGGGAUACUUCUGUGCUCGCUUCGGCAGCACAUAUACUAAAAAAAUUGGGAUACUUCUUCAUUUUAAGGACUAUAUAACAUGGUUUUG